Messenger RNA from Acanthaster planci (crown-of-thorns starfish), 2683 nucleotides. RefSeq lists its product as uncharacterized. NCBI's taxonomy places the organism in Eukaryota, Metazoa, Echinodermata, Asteroidea, Valvatida, Acanthasteridae. The record is from RefSeq and is a predicted model, not a curated record.
CUUCAGUUCCGACCAAAGGAGCCCUUGUCGCUAAGAAAAUUGUGCCCUCUUGAUCCAGCUCGAGGCCCAUAAAGGCUCAAUGCAGCAAGCCCUGCUUUUUCUCCGUUGGCAGAAACAUUUUACAGAUUAAAUCAUCCACGAUCACGAAGGCCAACCAGGAGACGUUUCAAUAUUUGUGCAGAACAGAGGUUUAUUAGAAACUACGCAGGGACGGUAACUGACAGAAAGUUGUAGAUGCAGUGUAACGAGGUUGAAAAGUGCUGCUACCAAUGGAUACCGUUGUUACCGCGCGCCCCGAGCUGAGGUUGAUCUACUUGUUCGGCUAUGAGCUUCGAGUAGGUGUAUUACAAGAGGAUUUCCGAAUUUUCCAUCUCAGGUUUUUAUUUGAUUUUAACAACCUCGAUAUGGGAGGAUGAACUUCCGUCGAAGUUUCGCAGCUUGUGCACGCAAAAACAGUUACAUGUUUGUAAACGCAAAGGUAAAAAUUAUAUGAUCCUCAAUGAACCAACCAGAAGUCCGUGCUACCGGGACGUAAUGCACCUAGUUCAGUUUGGCGGGAAACCGCUUCAAGGAAACGUGAUGAGUCAUAUAGAACCCUUUUGAGGUGACAUCACGCCUUUAAAUCGCACUUUCCAUCAGUCACAGUUUGUGCCAGUACAUUUGAGGUCUGCCAAUAGAUUUUGAUGCUACAACAGUGAAAUAACCCCUAACGAGAGCCAUGCGACUCCAAGUCAUCCUCGCUUUUCUUUGUGCCACCGUGUGCAGUGCCGUUUAUGCUAAAGGAGUAAGACUAAGACGAGACAAAGAGAGCUCGGAAUCUAGUGAAGAAGGUUCUAGCCAAGAGCGUCUGUAUUGUGUUCGCCACGCCGAUGGCAAAGUGAGGCUCUACAAGAAUUUGUGUUCCAUUCCCAUUGAACCGAAUGAAAAAGUCAAAUUUCUUUAUCUUGAGAGCUGCGACGAUUUUAGAGUCCGUCCCCAGUUCGUGCCAAAACUUAACCCCAUCACGCCAGAGGAAGUUGAUCCCAACCAGUAUCUGUGUGGACUGAAGGAUGGACAUUUCGACUGGUAUUGCAGUCCCUGUGCACUAGAGCGAAACGGAGCCGUUUACGUGCAUAAAAGAAGCCACAAAUGCCCACCAAAGACGACAUGUAAACCUGAUCCACACAGCAUGCCGCCAGAAGAUGAGCUCGCAGGCACCGUACCUUCCCCCACCGAAUCUCCUGGCAUCCAACCCCCUACCGCGUGGACAACGGCCAGUUGGCCGCCCUUCAGACCUCCAAGCACCCACAGCGUACCUCUAACAACCAAGCUUCCACCAACCAAAGCUCCAAGCACCAAUCUCCCUACUUCCAAAGCAACAUUUAUUCCAUCGCUAUCCACCCAGCAUGAAGUAACCAAUCCUAAAAGUAGCCAAACCCCCGGCAAUUCGACGCCUAUCACUUUGCCACCUGUCGGGCUGCCAGGCACCCACAACGUUCCCCUUACCACCCACCAACCACCUACCGAACUUCCCAGCACCAAACUGUCUUUCUCUUCCACAGUAGUCGCUUCGGCAACCUUCGAACCCCUAAGCACUCACACUGCACUUCUUUCUACCCUGCAUCCACUAACCGAACCACCAAGCCAAGCACCCACCAUCAAUCAUAAACCCACCGAGCCUCCCACCACAACCCACCAGCCUCCUGACUUUCCCACACCCCCAUCCUCCCCACGUUCCUAUGAACCUCCUGGCAGUCAGACGCCAUUCACAACCACCAACCCUACGGCAUCAAAAUCAAGCUUCCCUAAACCGCCAGUCGAACCCCCAUCAGCCGGUCCACCCUCUCCCGAGCCCAGAACAAGCAAAGCCCCCAGAUUGACGGGAGCACAAACCCCAUCUUCACCGACUCCUCGCUCCCAUUUCCCUCCCCUCCAACGAUUCUGCAUUCCAAAGUCACAAGGCAGAUACACGUGCCAGUGCCCGACAGAUGAGCGACCACCAGUUAUUGAAUUCGAAAUGCCAAGCAUCUUAAAACGCAAAAUGCAAUUUUAAAUGUCCUGUUAAUAAUCUGGUAAUUCGUGUCACACCUCACUGUUCUAUUGAACGACGUGUAGGCAGUCUGCUGAUCUGCAUAAGGCAAAAGAACAAGAAAGCUUCUUUUUUGUUUAUCUCGAAUGAUAUGAACUGCACAUGGAAUCAAUUUAUGAUGACCUCCAAACAUGCUUACUGCAUUGCUGCUGGUUGUACAAAGACAUGCAGAGGAAAGUUUAAUAAAAGAAAUGGCAGUGGAACAACACAAAAUUACUUUUCAAGAGACAUUAAUGUAAUUUUUUUCAUUAAUCAAAAUGUUCUUUCCAAAGAAGUAACUAGAGUUGAGAUGUUUAUUUUUAAAAUCAGGUCCUUUAAAGGAUCCAGGAAAUGAAUUUUUCGUGGAAUCAUUUUUUGUGCAUCUCUCUACUCUUCUUCCAUGUAUGAAGAUUGCUUGACAUCUUUUUUGAGUUACGUGAACUGAAUGGUGCACUUUUUCAAACAUUAAAAAUUGACCAAGAAUUUCUGGCAAGUGAGGGCGCUUUUGCUUUGAUGUAAAUCCAAGAAGACAUGGUUCAGCUUCCAUGUUUUCAUCUGAGAACAUUUCUGUGAAAAGGAUUUUUGCUGGAUUAUUGCCAUACACUUGCACAGCAGUAAAAUGCCAAAGAAAAAAAU